AUGGCCCCAACCUGCGGGGCUGUCGAGGAUUCCAGGCUGCGCAGACGACUAAGCAGCAGACCUGGAACCGUGGUGGCAAGAGCGGGAAUGCCGAGACCGCCACUCGAAACUGCUUACAUCAUGAGAGCAUUGACGAAGUAUGCUCCCAGACACGCUUCGUCAUUACGUGACUGGAAACACAUCUCCAACUUGACCUUAGCGGAUGACGAUCCGACUGGAUCAACUCCUAUUGACCUCAUUAUUGGAGCUGAUUUGUAUAGCAAGGUUCUUGUCAAUAUACGCAAUGGACCCAUAGGUCAACCAGACGCUAUACAAUCGCAUUUCGGGUGGAUUCUAUCUGGACCUACGUCAAUCCCUAAUCAUGUCAUACAAAACACCCAUGUAGUCGGCUCUACUUUGGUUUCAUCGCAUGUCGGAGCCCAACCUCAAGGCUCACCAUUACCCAGUUCACAACAAAGGUAUCAUGCAGUUGCUCACUGCUGCUCCUUGGAACGGCAAUUAUCUCAUAGAGUAGCCGAAAUUCAGACACGAUUACCAACCGGUAGUUGGCAUCACGUAAACACCAGUGAAAACCCCGCAGACUGUGCUUCGCGCGGAUUACUCGGCCGAGAUUUGAUAUCCAUCAACCUAUGGUGGCAUGGGCCGUCAUGGUUGCAUCUUCAUUCUGAUGAGUGGCCUCAUCAAAUUCUAUCAGAGCACCACGAAACUCAGUUGGAACUGAAGGCAUGUGAAGCUCAUCAAAACAGUACUCGUGAAGACUGGAGUCUUGCUGCACGGUAUUCAUGGUGGCCAAAAUUGAUACGCGUCACUGCAUAUAUAUACCGAUUCAUAAACAAAUGUCAACGGAAGCACGCGGCAGAUCACAAAGAUCACGUCCGGUCCCACGCCAUUACAGCAUUUGAGUACAUGCAGUCUCGUAACUUUUGGUUGCAUAUGAUUCAAGCAGAGGUGUUCAAGCAAGAACUUUACUUACUCAAGUCAAACAAGAGGUUAUCAAGAAACAGCGCUCUGAUAUCAUUAAAUCCAUUCCUAGACGCAAAUGGUCUACUCCGCGUUGGCGGAAGAUUGGAGCAUUCUCAUCUACCAUUUCAAUCCAAACAUCCAGUUCUACUAGCUGAUCAUCCAAUUACUACAAUGCUCAUUCGCUACACGCACAUAGCCUCGCUGCACGCCGGUCUUCAGUCUACCCUGUCUAAAAUUCGCCAAGAAUUUUGGAUUAUAAAAUCUAGGCCUUUAGUUAAAUCAGUUAUCUACAGGUGCGUUCGAUGCACGCGAGAAAGAGCUCAGGUAGCCAAUCAGUUAAUGGGUCAACUCCCAUCAACUCGAGUCUCAACGCCAACGAGGGCGUUUUUGCACAGCGGCAUCGAUUAUGCCGGUCCAGUGCUCAUUCGAGCCUCUGCUGGUCGAGGAAUCACCUCACGAAAGGCUUACAUAGCCGUUUUCAUAUGUUUGGCAACUCGAGCCAUUCAUCUCGAGUUGGUCAGCGAUUAUUCAACGCCAGCAUUUUUGAACGCAUUUCAACGAUUUUGCGCCAGACGAGGCUUGCCAGCAGUUAUGUAUUCGGAUAACGGUACAACAUUCACAGGAGCCGAUAAAGAGCUAUCCCGCGCGUAUCGGGAUGCUCAACGCAAUACGGAUUUUCUCAAUUUAAUCGCAACAGAUAGGAUCACUUGGAGUUUCAUCCCGCCUCAUGCUCCUCAUUUUGGAGGACUAUGGGAGGCAGGAGUGAAGAGUGUCAAACACCACCUUCGUCGAAUUGUAAGCUCACACGCAUUGACAUUUGAGGAGUUCACGACAGUGUUGUGCAAAAUUGAGGCUAUCCUCAACUCAAGGCCGCUUUCUCCACUCAAUGAUACUCCAGAUGACUACGAGUUCCUGACCCCAGGUCACCUUUUGAUUGGGACUGCCAUUACUACGAAUCCGGAACCUUCCGUUCUACAAUUGAACGAAAACAGAUUGUCGCGAUG
Molecule: messenger RNA, 1967 nt
Organism: Nylanderia fulva
Lineage: Eukaryota; Metazoa; Arthropoda; Insecta; Hymenoptera; Formicidae
Source: RefSeq, a predicted model, not a curated record